AUGUCACUAUUUUCAGACUACAAGACUGUAAAUAGAUCAAGUACGAAUUAUGCAGUUGCUAUUAGUGUUGGAGUUCAAAUUUUGUCGGUAAUUUACUAUUUCAUUCGCGGUUAUGAAAGAUAUUCAGUACCAAAAUUCAAUUUGGACGAGGCAAAUUUAGCUGAAGGUUCAAGUUCAGUUUCAGUUGACGAAGUAAGAUCAGAUGAAAAAGUUUAG
Messenger RNA from Lodderomyces jiufengensis, 216 nucleotides. RefSeq lists its product as uncharacterized. Lineage: Eukaryota; Fungi; Ascomycota; Pichiomycetes; Serinales; Debaryomycetaceae. Bases 1 to 216 code for a protein of 71 amino acids. The transcript has a single exon. The record is from RefSeq and is a predicted model, not a curated record.